Darwinula stevensoni is the source of this 626-nucleotide messenger RNA. Lineage: Eukaryota; Metazoa; Arthropoda; Ostracoda; Podocopida; Darwinulidae. The record is from the annotation of a GenBank genome assembly.
UAAUCAUGUAAUAUUUAGUAAUCAUGUAAUAUUAGUAAUCAUGUAAUAUUAGUAAUCAUGUAAUAUUAGUAAUCACAUUCUGUUGUAGCUGGAGUAUCUCCAGUAGAUGUUUGUAGUGUAGCAAUUGUGAUUUGUGGCCGACCCGGCCAGGAGUGUAUGUCGUGUGGUCAUUCUCUCGUGCUUUCUUCUCUUUCCCCCCUCGCAGAGUGAUCUUCACGUCCAUCUAUACGUUUGAGAGUGCAAUCAAAGUAACGGCUAGAGGGUUUAUCUUGCAGAAGUUCACGUAUCUCAGAGACGCCUGGAAUUGGUUGGAUUUCAUUGUCAUAGCCUUAGCAUACCUGACGAUGGGGGUGGACCUGGGGAACCUCGCCGCUUUGAGGACCUUCCGGGUGCUCAGGGCCCUCAAGACCGUCGCCAUCGUUCCUGGCCUGAAGACCAUCGUCGGAGCGGUGAUCGAGUCCGUGAAGAACCUGCGCGACGUGAUCAUCCUCACCAUGUUCUCCCUGUCCGUCUUUGCCCUGCUGGGUCUCCAGCUCUACAUGGGGAUGCUCACGCAGAAGUGCAUCCUCAACAUGGAGAACGAGAAUGCCACUGAUGAUGAGUGGUUCCGGCACUGCUCCAAUGAA